This is a messenger RNA of Adineta ricciae, 342 nucleotides long. The record is from the annotation of a GenBank genome assembly. NCBI's taxonomy places the organism in Eukaryota, Metazoa, Rotifera, Eurotatoria, Adinetida, Adinetidae.
AUGCAGACACAAUUUCUUCUUAUUGCUGGUCUUCUCGCCAUUCUAGUUCUUUUUCAUUGUAAUACUGUUGCAGAAUCAGCUUCACUUCUACACGAUGAUGACCCAUGGGAUGACAUUAGCAAGGAAGAAUUCGAGAUAGACAAACGUUUGGCUGCAGCGAAGUUUGCUAGUGGACUUGGCAGACGCUUAGCUUCAGAGAAGUUUGCUAGUGGACUCGGCAAACGUUUAGCAUCAGAAAAGUUCGCAAGUGGCCUAGGAAAGCGUUUGGUGGCUGAAAAGUUUGCUUCGGCAUUGGGUAAACGUUUAGCCGCGGAGAAAUUCGCAUCAGGCUUGGGAAAAUGA